This is a messenger RNA of Pocillopora meandrina, 7428 nucleotides long. The record is from the annotation of a GenBank genome assembly. NCBI's taxonomy places the organism in Eukaryota, Metazoa, Cnidaria, Anthozoa, Scleractinia, Pocilloporidae.
AUGGCUUCAAUUUUUCGGGCUUCUCUCCGCCCGUUUUUUCGAGCUGUUGAUCAAACAUUCUUUCUAAGAAGCUGUCCCGUGCGUUGGAAAUCUGCAUCGUCACAAGCUCAGGUGAAGUUAAUAAUUUUAAGAAAACGGAUCAUGAAUCGAAUGUGUAGUUAUAUUAUCACUUCUUAUUCCUGGCUUUUCUUCAGAAUUUUUUGCAAGGUGAAGGUCACUGUUUCGACUCCUUACAAGAACUACGACGUCAUGUAUUUCCAAAAUAUGACUACUCCUAAAAGGAUCGAUUAGGAAGACGUGUACGUGCAAUGUCACGAGCAUUUUGUCUGAUCGAGCUACAGUAACUUUCUUGGGUUAGAUCUUUAUCCAUUUCGGGGUGCACGAUGUCAUCAUUUAAGAAGUUCCUUUAAGGGGAUCUUGGAUUUCCUUUCUUCUCUCGUGUUUAUUCCGUAAACCAAGCGUGUGAACUGUUUCUUGUUUUUGUUUGGUUCAAAUGAGUUUUUUUUUUCAUUGUUAUACAGUGUUACAUCCUAUUGGAACGAUCUAAUUUUUGUCCGCAAACCUCUCCUUCCCUGUCUAGUAUAUGUUAUGAUUCAAAACCAUUAGUUUUUAGGUACCAUUUUGAGAAGUUAAAGCUGAUCAGAAAGGAUUAAUCUCCUUAGACACGUGUGAGAAAAAAGUAGGAAGGGUCAAAAUUUUGAAAGCUUGUUUAUAACCAAACAAUUUGAACUCUCCUUCUCCAAAAUCAUAAAGCAUAGCGAAACAGGGGAAAACCAUAUUUAAAGAAAGCCAAUAAAUUUUCAACCCAAGGAUGAUAUUAAACCAAACUGAAUUUUGUAAACAUCCAAUCUUUUUUAAUGUUAGAGAAUAAUAUUUAACUCACAGGUUAGUUAUGCAGGCAUCAACGAUGACAUAAGAGGAGCCUUUGAGCAAAUAGUAGGUGGAAAAAAUGUUUCAUCUGCAAUGGUUGUAAGGGAACAACAUGGGAAAGAUGAAUCACACCACAAAUGUCAUCCUGCGGAUCUUGUUGUGUGGCCAACUAACAGAGAACAAGUCAUCCAAGUGGCCAAGCUCUGUAAUGAUUAUUGUAUUCCAUUGAUUCCUUUUGGAUCUGGAACAGGCCUGGAGGGAGGUGUUGUUGCAAAAAAGGUGCCAAAUAACAUUUUUUGAUUCCUUUUGGCCCUUUAAACCCUGACCAGGAACUUACAGUAAGGUCUGAAUCAUUCACUAAGAUCAUGAGAAUAAAGGAAAUGCUUGCCAACUUAAGAAGCGUUGAUAUUCAAAUAAAUUCAAUUUGUCAGUACCAAAAGAAACAUAGAGUAGAAUAUGGAUACUGAACUUAGUGUGUAAAGGAUUAAAGAAACAAUGUUACACCUGCAUCAGUUCUGUAUCUAUUCCUGAUAUUCCCAAUACACAAGUGCAUUAAAAUUUCAGAUCAAGUUCUGAGAAACUGUGCACCUAUCCCCCUCCCCUCCCCUAGCCCAAUAACUGUGCAGUUGCUAAGAUACUGACACUGAUCCAAUCUUUUUGACAAAAUAUAUAUUUUUUUGUUGGAGUUUGUCCAGUAUUUCCCUGGGUCUGUGGUCUUAACCCUUUUACUCCCAAAAUCUUAUUUUUAAUUCUCCUAAGUGUCUGCCAUGAUCUCAUAAUUGAUGUUAUUCUUUAUUCUCAUCACAUUUUUGCUUGAUAUUUUAUUGAUAAUGUAAGGAGAAUUUCUGCCUUUGUCACUCAUUGGAGUUAAAGGGUUAAUAGAAUUUGAUUCAGGACUUUAUUGAAAAAACUCAGCCAAUUUUACAUUCCUGUUUCUCUUGUGUCUCUACCAAAAAAUUGAACACUUCAAGCAUUUCUUCAUCAUUUCAGAUUGGUUGAUGAAAAAUCCUGAAUAUUUUGUCUUCUUUUUCAGGGUGGUGUCAGUGUUGACAUGACAAAAAUGAAUGAAAUUCUUGAGGUGAAUGCAGAAGAUUUUGAUGUCACAGUACAAGCAGGUGUUACAAGGAAUCAGCUAAACAAUUAUGUGAGGGACACAGGGCUGUGGUUUCCUGUUGGUAUGUAACACUGUUACAGCAACUUUUUUCAAUAUUUAAAUGUUUUUACAGAGGUGGAGGUGAAUAGUGGAGGAUAUUUACCCAGCCAUUAAGAGGUGAGGUGAACAUCAACCAUUUUUACAGACACUGAGUUGAAUAAUUGUUUCAGUAUAUACUACACAGAAGCCAAAAGAUCAGUUUAUUUUCAUUCAUGUACUGAAAAGAGGUUAGAAAUUGAACUUGUGACACAUAAUUAUGUCUCUUUGGCUGCUCUGUGAAUAGGUGAAUAGUAUGUGGUAACACUUACAAACUUAAUCUGUUCAGUAUGUGCAGAAAGAACUUCUUACCCGUGUGACUUAUACUAAUUCUAAGAUAGAUUAUAAUUUAUUUCUUUCUUCUUUUUUGGCUUUUUUGGCUUUUUAUAACUGAAUCAUUUCAUGUUUAGAUCCAGGAGCAGAUGCCAGUUUAGGUGGUAUGGCAUCUACAAGUGCAUCUGGAACAAAUGCAGUCAGGUAUAAAGAGAAUUAUUUUGUGGCUAGACAAAAAAAUUUAAAAUGGAACUGAAUAUCAAAUUAUCCAUGCAAUAUUCACUGAAAACCUGAGUAAUCAAUUUAGGUGGUAAAUGUUCUAUGUGGUUGCCAAAUGACAAAAUGGAAGGCAACCAUUUUGAAAUGUACUGCACCUGCUAUAAUCACCUCACACAAGGUGAUUAUUGUGAGAUAUGAUGCAAAUCUUGACCAAUCAGAGCAUGUGUGUCUCUAUAAUCACUGAAGCAAUUAUACUAAAAAUAAAAAAUAAAGUAUUUUGCCAGUUUAAAAGUUAACAAUAAUCUGAUAUUGCUUACUAUUUUCAAUAUUUUGAAAAGGUAUGGGACCAUGAGAGAGAAUGUUAUGAACUUGGAAGUAGUUUUAGCAGAUGGAAGAGUUGUCAAUACUGCUGGAGAAGGGCGAAGAACUAGGUACACUGUUGGCUUAAGUUCACUUUACUUAAAUGUACUUAAUAUUUAAAUUGGCUUAGAGUGGUGACAGGGAGGUCUUUUAUGUCUCUCGUAAAGAGACACUAGGAGCGUUAGAUAACAACUGAACUAAUCUCACUUGCUUCUCCACUGCAGAAAGACAUCAGCUGGAUAUAACCUGACAAACUUGUUUGUGGGCUCUGAGGGUACCUUGGGAAUUAUCACAAAAGUGACACUAAGGUUAUAUGGGAUACCAGAAUCGGUAUGUGCAUGUAAUAACUUUCUUAAACUAGUUUCUGGUGCCUACCCCUCUACUCCCAGGGCUCUGUAUGCAUAUUCUCAGUACUGUUCUCUAUAAGUUUCCCAAGGUGCUGACAAGGAGAAUUUAUGUAAUGAUUAAGAGCUUCUAUUUUUGCUGAUCAUUUCCUUUAUUCUCAUGAACUUAUAUUGGAUUCAGGGGUGAUAUUGUGAGGAGAAAUUAGAUGGUAGUCACUCUAAGGGGUCAAAGGACGAAGCAUAGUGAUGCAAACUGUUUCAAUAAUAUGUUAGGGAAGCUUCAAACUCACAUUUUUAGUGAUGCUUUUGGGAAAACAUUUUAAUAACUGUAUGGAUGGAAUCUUUGGCUGUAGAUUGUAGACCACAGCGCUCUCCUUGAAUAAUAGUACUGGGAGAAGUAGAAGGCUGUAUGGACAUUUAUUUUAUUUUUCUGGGUACAAAAUUACUUAUUGUGUAUAUUGUUUUUCUCAAUUUGUAUAUGUGAAUUACAGACAGCUUCUGGAGUGUCAUCAUUUUCUGACGUCAAGUCAGCUGUGGAUGCUGUGGUAGAAAUUCUACAGAGUGGCAUUCCCAUGGCUCGUAUUGGUAAAUUGACUUUAAACCCCUAAAUUUUUAUAAUUUUAGGCCUAUUUAUUGAUGAAAAUUGUUAGGUUUUUAAAAAUAAUUACCCUGUCUUUUAAGAAUUAUAUGAGUCAGUUGUUUGAUUGCUUCCAAAACUCUUGGCUCUGUAGCACAUUCCUAGAGCUUCUGAUCAUUAUGUAACUGAUACUUGCUUCAACCUUUUGUCAACUAUUUUGGAGUGCUGAAUGUUUGUCCCUACAUCUAGAUCCUAAUCAUGCUGUCAAAUUGAGUUCUUUGUAGGUUUUAAAUGGACUUUUUGUUGCCUUUUUCAUGUACAGAGUUUCUUGAUGAUGUGCAGAUUGAUGCUUGUAACAAGUUCUCAGGACUGAAUUACCCUGUAACUCCAACACUGUUCUUGGAGUUUCAAGGGUCAGAGAAUGGGGUCAAGGAGCAAGCCUCUGUCGCAGGUCAGAUGAGAAGCUGACAUUAACCCUUUAACUCCCAAGAUCUGAUUGUUAAUUCUCCCAUCCAGCUGCUACACAUUUCCUUGUAAAUUAGUCGCGUUUGGCGUUAGAUCAAGAUAACAACUACCUGAUAAGUUUGAGUAUUCUCAUUACCUGUUUUCUGGAUAAUGUAUGGAUAUUAGGACAAGGUACAUGUUAAUCCCUUCUGGGAGUUAAAGGGUUAUUACAGGUCUAUGUGCAAGCAUACAUACUUAAUUUAUUUUUAAAAAAGGAAAUUUUAUAUGAAGUCUAAGGACAUGGUAAAGUUAGUUACGUACGUUUCAGGGCUAUUUUUCCUCAAUUUGUUUGGAAAAUGCUUAGGAAUUACCAGUAGCAAAGUGGACUCUAUAUCAAGUGGAUCUGAUAGUGUCUUGGUGUGGGUCAUCAUGUUGUAUUCUUGAACAAUGCAUUUUACCCUCACAACGUCUCUCGAAACCCAGGAGUAGAAUGGCUGCUGGUAAAUUGUCUAGGAAACUUGACACUAACUGAAACUUAUAAGUUAUAACCUCUCGUUCUACUCAGGAGGACUACUAGAGAUGCUGCUGCUUGCGCUGAGCUACAGAAGCUGAGAUAUUAGCUGCAGCUGUAAUUGGCCACUAAGUUUGCCUGACAUACAUGUACAGUGUAACACUUUUCCUUCAUGUGCUGUAGGUGAGAUUAUUGAAAGUAAUGGUGGGUCUAAGUUCCAGUGGGCCACAGAAAUUGAAGAGAGAAAUAAAUUGUGGAAGGCACGACACAAUGCAUGGUAUGCUGACAUGGCUCUUAGACCUGGUUGUAAGGUUAGAGUGAAACAUCAGUCUCAUCUACUUCUUGAAGUUUCUAGCAUAGAUCUUUUUAUCUUAAUUACUUUACACCUUCCCUCAUUGUCAAUAUCUAAUUUCGCACCAAUAGAUGCAGGCAAGUUGUGUAUUUAAAUUUUUUUUCCAAAUGGUGCCAUGGUGAUGUACUUAGUGUAACUUUAAGCCAUUUCUUUCAGAGUUGUAUUUGUUUCCAUUCUUUUUCAGGGAGUUUCAACAGAUGUCUGUGUACCCAUCUCACGACUGCCAGAGAUUAUCGUGGAAACUAAAGAAGAUAUCAUGGCUUCUAACUUAAUUGGUGAGUUUCACAUGAGUAUGAACCUGCCUUGCCCUGCCCCCCCCCCCUACACACCUUAACUUCCAGGAAAAGUAGUAUCUGUUGCUCGUGGUUAAUAACACUGUACUCGUUCAUUUCUAGCCCCUAUUGUUGGGCACGUGGGCGAUGGAAACUUCCAUUGUUUUAUUCCCGUAAAACCGGAUGACGAGGAAGAACUCCGGGUAGCGAAGGAAUUCACCCUCAGAUUAGGAAGGUAAGAACACUCUGGAUUAAAGAUUGUCCUUGUCUUUUCUAUCUAGCUCCAAUUGUUGGACAUGUGGGAGAUGGAAAUUUCCACUGUGUAUUGCCUCUUGACAUGGGAUGUGAAGAGGAAGUGCGGAAAGCGAAAGGUUUUAUUGAUAGACUAGCCAGGUAGGUCCCAGGCCAAAUUCUUGUGUUGCGCGAUACAGGCAAUCCACCUUGGAAUACUCCUUGGAGUACGUUGAAGAAUCCCUACUCUUACAAAGUUACAGAAAAAACGAAGUUUUCAAGCCUGCAGUGCAGGCGUAUUGUUAGUGCGAGCUAAAGUUGUAAGCUCGCGAUCGUUUAUCCGAUCGGCCAUGUUUGAUUUGAGGUUUGAGUGGACGGUGGGGGUAGUGUAAUCUUCACUCGGGCGAUAGACGGGUGAUAAACAGCUCUUUCGCCUGACAUCACCGCUAUUUUGCGCACCCGGUUUUUUGGGGGGUUUUUUUUUUGCCCGCUUUUUCGCUCACUUUUACUAACUAAGAGGCUAAAUGACUGUGAACAGGAUAUGAUAUAUUCUUCACGGUACCAAAAUUUCUCUUUCUUCUGUCACCCAGACGAGCCCUUGCCAUGGGAGGCACGUGUACUGGAGAACAUGGUGUUGGGUGUGGCAAGCAAGCUCUGUUACCUGAAGAGAUUGGUGCAACGGGUGUGCAAGUCAUGAAAGACAUAAAGAACUUGUUCGACCCGAAUGGGAUUAUGAACCCUGGAAAAGUAUUCAUAUAAAAAAGGCGAUCUCUCGUGUUACACACAACGAAACAUAGAAACAAACUAAAGUUAUACAUAAGCAUAAACGAGAGGAAAUAAAUGAGUGAUUACCAGUUGUUUUAAACUGGAUAAAUGAUCGCUGAUCACUAGACUCCGUUCUGAGUAUAAGUUAUACCUCUUACUAAGUAAUUCUUCUUUUCUUUCUUAUCCAGCAAAAGUUACCAAACGUGAAAUAGAUUUAAAAAUUACGGAAGAGAUAUGCAUAUAGUCAGAGAGGUGUUGUUUAAAAUUAGUGUCCGUAAAUCAACUGUGUAACUUUUGUGUUCUUUAUAGGGGUAAAUGUUUUCUAAGUUCCGAAAUGACUAUCAAUUGAUUACUAGCUACCGUAAUUUCAAGGCGACUAAGUUAACUUUUUAACUCCCAAGAUCUCAUUAGUAAUUCUCCUUACUGUCUGCCAUACAGUUCUCAUGAUGUUAGUUUGGAGAAUUUGGUAUUGGAUCAGCUUAUAAUCCCCUAACUGAUAUUUUUCUCUAUUCUCAUCACUUGUCUGCUUGAUAUUGUAAUGAUAUUGUGAGGAGAAAUUCUGUCUUGGUCGUUCAUGGGAGUUAAAGGGUUAAAAGGUUUAUGUUAACCAGCGCACAAGAAUCGAAAGAAAUGGCUUUUUUCCGUGAAGCUUUUGUACACUCAAAUGGUUAUCGCCUUUAGAAAUAUGUAAAAAAAAAAAACAAAAGACAAAAGCAAACAAACAAACGAAUAUUUAAGUACUCUAUUCAUCCUGGUGACAGAGGGGAAAAGAAGUUAAUUUCGAACCCUGGUGUUUUAUUUAGCGGUUGAAAAUUGUAAGAUUUUUUUCUUCGAAUGUGUAACGUCUCGCAUAUAAAACGAUAGUGCGGGGGGAGAACGAGAGGGGUUUAUAAUCAGUUUGUAAUUAACUCACUUAUCUUUCGAUUUGUGCAGAGGUAGUUGCAUCGUAGAGUUAAAAUUAUUGGAUGGAACAAUAAUUCUAUAAGAUUAAAAUGAUUAGUUUUUUACUGAGUAUGUGAGC